Messenger RNA from Folsomia candida, 1098 nucleotides. RefSeq lists its product as uncharacterized. Bases 467 to 1000 code for a protein of 177 amino acids. The transcript is spliced from 4 exons. The record is from RefSeq and is a predicted model, not a curated record. NCBI's taxonomy places the organism in Eukaryota, Metazoa, Arthropoda, Collembola, Entomobryomorpha, Isotomidae.
UCAUAAGAUUUAUAUUCUUGCAUUCUAAGGUUUUGACUUACUUAAUUUCAAUAUGUUUGUAGUUUGUACAUGCAAAUAAAUAUUUACACAAUUUAUGCUCCAAUAUGCAAUAAAUGAAGCCGAUUUUUAAAAUAUGUUUUAAAUGUACUUCGUAUGAUCCUCUAAAUAUAUCAGAAAUUCAGAAUAAUACGAAAGGGAUAAUAAUCUUCCUGGAAUUGGAGUGUAGAAGGAGUAUCUACACAUUUAUUAGUAUACAGAGAAAGUGUGCUCCACUUAUUUUCAUCCAGCCGAAGGCCAUGUAUGUAAAUAUAUGCCAAAUACGGCUCCCUUAGUCCCUUAUUCAACUUCCCUCAUUCUGAAUUUCUAAUCUGACUACAAACGUUUAUUCCCUUCCGUUCAUCCCAAAGUUUCCUCAGUUCUCCAAUUCUCCAAAAAUUGGGAAGAAGUCCCCAGAAAUCCAUCAAAUAUGCCCCUGCAACUUCUCCCUAAUCAAAAUCCUGGUAAUCAUGGCUUAUCGUCCAUUCUUCCCAAACCAUGUUGUGGACUUGUUACACUAAACGUUGGAGCGAAAUUUAUCGCAAUUACACUUAUGGCCAUGUCCUUGUACAACAUGACCUUAUCGGUGUUCUACUUCUUUCGUGGAAUCAAGACCACUGUUGGAGAUAUUUCACCCACGGACGAGUCAGAAAGAAAUCUGAACUACUUGGUUGUGUUUUGCUUGACAUCCCUGUUUUUCAGCCUGCACGUCACGCUCUAUUAUGGAAUUAAAAAUGAAAAGUACAAAAUUGUCAAUAUUUGCUGGAUAAUUGUCUGUGUGAAAGCAGUUGUGCUGGUGAUGUCGAUUGUGUAUCUCGUGUCAAGAGCUAACAUUAUGUUGGAAAUUAGCGAGACUGGCAUCCUAAUCUUUCAUUUGUACUCCGUCUGGGUGAUUUACGUCUUUAAGGAGGAGUUGAACCGAGGGGCUGAUUUAAGGGUGGAAGGUUUUCAAAGUUUUGCUUAAGUUCGAUUAGUUUCAUGAUUUUUUUUCAGUUUGAUGUAUUUUUAUGAAAAGUAUGAAAAGUAAAUAAAAACAAUGGAAAAGUAUAAGUUCCUUAUAAA